Hermetia illucens (black soldier fly) is the source of this 1313-nucleotide messenger RNA. Its product is annotated as tetratricopeptide repeat protein 19, mitochondrial-like. Gene Ontology annotation, biological process: mitochondrial respiratory chain complex III assembly. Gene Ontology annotation, molecular function: protein binding. Bases 95 to 1228 code for a protein of 377 amino acids. Gene Ontology annotation, cellular component: mitochondrial inner membrane. The transcript is spliced from 2 exons. The record is from RefSeq and is a predicted model, not a curated record. Lineage: Eukaryota; Metazoa; Arthropoda; Insecta; Diptera; Stratiomyidae.
AAACCUUUGUCAAUUCUGUCAGCGCCAUGUCAGCAAAACUCGUAAAUUUUAUACAGCCUCACAAAAUCCUUAGUCGAAAUAUGUAAUAUUUGAUAUGAGUAAAUUUAAUUCAUCAGCAUGGGCCACCUUCCGGAACCGCAUCUUUCGGACAUCACCGUAUAAUAUUUCCAAUGAAAUUUCCAAUUUUUUCAAAUCAGCUUACAACCUGUUUUCCUCGCCAAGCAAACCUAACCGAAAUGGAGGAGCUUUCCUGCGUAGAUUAUCGACUGACUAUUCAAAUUCAGACGAAUAUACGAGAAGACGCGCAUUGCUGAGAUGGACGAUUCUCUCAAUUUUUCCGCGUAAGCCAACACCUGAAACAUACCAGAAUGCAUACGAAGUCGAACGGGUUAUUUCGGAUAUGGUGGUGAAAGCAGAGAAGAUGGUAAUCGAUGGCAAGUUGCCUGAAGCUAAGGCUGUUCUUCUAGAAGCAUUAAAGCUGGCUGAAGACACCACGGUCUUCAGCAAUAUAUCAUCGGUUUAUGACCUCCUGUCGACAAUAGCAUUUAAGGAAGGUGGAAUCCCAGAAGCUGAGGACAUGCUGGUCAAGUUUAUUGAGAAACUUAUUCAGUUAGGAUACCCGGAAAAUCACAACAGCAUCAUUCGCUUCAAAUUGAAACUGUCAAGACUUUACCAAUCUGUGGGAAACCGAGAUAUGGCCGAGCUGGGUUUCAGGGACUGUAUAAAUACUCAAGAGGAGAAACUUAUGAAAAACAAGGCAAGCGAUGAACUUACAAGUUUGAUCUAUGUAAGUUCACUUUUUUGGUAUGGACGUUUCCUAUCUGAAUAUGGCGAGUAUCAGAAGGCAAAAGCAGUAUUGAAGAAGGCUCUCAAUUCGUUGGCUAGCACACAUUCUGUUUCUGCAGCACAGGUCAUGGUUGUUCUAUACUACAAUGCGGAGGUUGCAUAUAUACUCAAGGAGUAUGAUGACUCUCUAAUUUAUCUCUACCAAGCCAUAAAUCUCUGCAAGAAGAACGAUCCAGACAAUCCAGACCUUCCAUUAUACUUGAUAAAAGUUGGCUACAUUCAUAUUAUAAAAGGAUUGUAUGAAGACGCCAAGUUUUGGUGUCAAACAGCUGGACAAAUGGCGCAAAUGUCGCGCAAUGAGGAAGCUAAAACAGAAGCUGGACUAUGCAUUGAGACACUACAGAAAGCUAUGAAGGACUCAAUAAAUGAGAAGCAGAAUUGAAAUUCCGGGUAGACAGAUAAACAUAAAUGUAGAUUUUUGGAAAAUUUUCGAAAUUAAAUAAACAAAUAGAAUAUAUAGCAAUUCA